ACCCUCGCACCCUCCGCUAUUAAUUACUCAUUAAAGUGGUAGAUGUAGCAGACGAAACAUUUCCUUCUGCACACUAAAGCAGGCAGCCGAAUUAAUUUCUUUAUUUUUUCCUUCUCGUAAGACCGAGACCUCCUCGUUGUACCGCCAUCACGACCCUACUGCGUUUUAUCAUGCUACCGCCCUGCAUGCAGUGGCAUUUCCCUCACAGGCAUUCCAGAAUGAACCGGGCUGUGGCCACCUGCUGGAUAUUCCUGCUUCUCUCAGCUUUCCUGUGUGACCAGGUGAUGUCCAAAGGGGGCAGAGGGGGUGCCAGGGGCUCUGCCCGCGGGAGUGCGCGUGGAAGCCGCACGUCCCGCGCCCGCGGCUCCUCCUCGGUGCGUGUGGCGGCGGCUGCCGCUGCCGGUGCCGCCGUGGCACUGGGCACAGGAGGCUGGUACGCUUCUGCCCAGCGCCGCCCGGAUGACAGCUCGGAGCGUGGGGAUGAUUAUUACAGCAACAGAACAGAAUGGGAGCUUUACUUUGCCAGGACAUCCUGCGCAAUGUCCCGUGACUUCACGUACAGUGAACUAUUCUCACUACUACUGCCAAUAAACUUUAUGAUUCCUUAAGUACGAUAUACUGUUGUAGGGGCUUGAUAAGCUACGUCCUGUAAAGUACUGUGCAAUGUGUACUCCUAACAUGUUUAACAGCGUACCCUGGUGCACUUCACAACAGCAACUGCACUUAUUAGUGGCCUCGGGAACCCGACUCGUGCUCCAAACAUGCAUACGGUAAGGUAAACAAACCAAAUUAAUUUUGUGCAGAUUUUGCUUCAGUAGAAGCAGUAGCAAGAAACUCUAACAACACAGAAUACCUACAACAUGUCCGGAGACCACAUCCCAGAAACAAAGCUGUUAGAACUGUAAAAUACUUUGGCUUAUCCUUGUUGUAUGUGUGCACGGGAUGUGAGAUCACCACGAUAAACAGAUUCAUCUCUACAACCAACACACAUACCCAAUUCCUUCAGAUUGUGCACUCAGUGAGAAAACUAGUGUUUGGAUUCCGUGUCUGUGGGUUUUGUUUUGUUUUUUGUACAUUGUAUGGAGGUGAAAUCUCAGUAGUUUGUAAUAUUUUUUUUACAUUUUAAUCGAAUAGUAUUAAGUGCAGAUUUGUAAGACUUCUGGUAACACAGUAUAACAUUUAAUAUCACAUAGAUAACCUUUAGGUAAGGUUUCUGAAACAGAACCGUUUUAUGAUUACUGAAGAUAAAAUGGUAAAAUAAACAUGCCACCCGGCUGCUGGAUGAGGUACAUCUUAAUCAGACGAUCCUUCCCUCCACAGCUAUAACAGUUCUGUACAGUAUAUGACUGCAGACGAUUCUCUGUAGUAUCAUCUUUCUAAUAAGAAUGAAGACUUACUGAUAAUAUUUAUGCCAGCUGUAAUAUUGCCAGCAUCUUUGUUUAUAGGCAUUAAGACACGAUUUCUUAAUUUUGUUAUCCUUGAAACGGAAAACUCUCACGUUGACACUACCAGAUUAUGUUUUCUAGUGUUGACUUUAAGUGUGACUGCCUAGAAUAUUUAAAAAGCAUGACCAUAGCAAGAAAUGCCAUUGCUGUAUUGCACUUGUGUUGAUUAAAAUUAAGUCUAGUUAUAACGGAGCAAGAUCAUUACAUAGAAGAAG
Molecule: messenger RNA, 1660 nt
Organism: Electrophorus electricus (electric eel)
Lineage: Eukaryota; Metazoa; Chordata; Actinopteri; Gymnotiformes; Gymnotidae
Gene: sprn
Product: shadow of prion protein
Cellular component (GO): membrane
Source: RefSeq, a predicted model, not a curated record